Molecule: messenger RNA, 586 nt
Organism: Gilbertella persicaria
Lineage: Eukaryota; Fungi; Mucoromycota; Mucoromycetes; Mucorales; Choanephoraceae
Exons: 3
Coding region: 25-471 (148 amino acids)
Biological process (GO): vacuolar proton-transporting V-type ATPase complex assembly
Cellular component (GO): extrinsic component of endoplasmic reticulum membrane
Source: RefSeq, a predicted model, not a curated record
UUUUUUUUUUCUUCUUUCUCUUUAAUGACCACGUAUGAUUCGAUUUGCAAACAACUUGAUGCACUUACGGUGUCUUAUUUUAAUAAACUAAACGAAUAUAAUCAUCACUGGCAAGAUGCAGCAGAUCACUUCCAACAAGGAUUUGUUGAUCUUGCCCAUGCUAAAUAUACCAUGGGAGCACGUACCUUGUCUCAAUAUUCAUACGAUGAGCGUAUGAAAGCUAUUCUACAAGUAGAUAUUGAUGAACAAGAGCAAAUGCACCCAAAACAAGUGAUACAGCAUACAGCAACAAAGCAACUUGAUGAUAUUGAUGAUGAUGAUAAAGAAAGUAUUAAACUAAAAGAAAAGAAAAAGAAAAGCACAAACCCUUUGCAUUGGUUUGGUUUACUUGUCUCGCCUUCAUUACGCCUUUCUCAAGACCAUUUCAAAAAAGGUAAACAUUUUCUUCUUUACUCUAAAUUGAAUUUUUGAUUAGCUACUACUCAAUUGAUUUCUCAAGUGAAUCGAGUACGUGAAUUAAAAGAAAUGGAGAAACGUUAUCAUGAGCUAUUAGAAGAGAAACUAGCUCUUCAACUAGAAAAGACAC